Messenger RNA from Rangifer tarandus platyrhynchus (Svalbard reindeer), 945 nucleotides. The record is from the annotation of a GenBank genome assembly. NCBI's taxonomy places the organism in Eukaryota, Metazoa, Chordata, Mammalia, Artiodactyla, Cervidae.
AUGGAGAGGUCCCUGGAGUUGGGCAACGUGACGAAGGUCCAGGAAUUCAUCUUGCUGGGCUUGUCCACGAGCCCAGAAGCAAGGGAAGUCCUGUUUGUCCUCUUCCUGACCCUCUACCUGCUGACCCUCCUGGAGAACGCCCUCAUCGUCUUCCUCGUCUGCAGCCACGCUGAGCUCCACAAGCCCAUGUACUUCUUCCUGGGCAACCUGAGCUGCCUGGAGAUGUGCUACGUGUCGGUGACCAUGCCCAGCCUGCUCGCGGGGCUGUGGACGGGACCCUACCACGUGCCCUUCACAGCCUGCAUGACCCAACUCUUCUUCUUCAUCGUCCUCAUCUGCACAGAGUGCGCCCUCCUGGCCUCCAUGGCCUGUGACCGCUACGUGGCCAUCUGCCGCCCACUGCACUACCCGCUGCUCAUGCGGCUCCAGGUCUGCCUGGGCUUGGCUGGGACUUCGUGGCUUGGUGGGCUGCUGGUCUCAGCAGUCAAGACAGCGUGCAUCGCCAGCCUGUCCUACUGCGGCCCCAAUGUCGUCAACCAUUUCUUCUGUGAUGUCUCCCCACUACUCAACCUGUCCUGCACCCACGUGGCCCUGACUGAGCUGGUAGACUUCCUCUCUGCCAUCGUCAUCCUCUGGGGCUCCCUCCUGGUGGCCAUAGCCUCCUAUGUGGCCAUUGGCAGGGCCGUGCUCCACAUGCCAUCAGCAGCUGCCCAGGGCAAGGCCUUGUCCACCUGCGCCUCCCACCUGGUGGUGGUGGGCAUCUUCUACUCGGCCACUCUCUUUAUCUAUGCCCGCCCCAGCCGCAUAGAAGCCAUGGACCUCAACAAGGUGCUGUCGGUCACCUACACAGUGGUCACGCCCAUGUGCAAUCCGGUCAUCUACUGCCUUCGAAACAGGGAGGUCCAGGCCGCUUUCCGUAGAACUCUACGUGGGUCCUGUGGCUGA